CGGGUGAAAUUCAUCCUUGGUCCAAGCUCGAUCACGCCGGCGGAUCGCGAGCGCGUAAGGACAAAAGCGGCUACGGUAGCAAGAUGGCGGCCCACGGAUCGGUAGGCGCGUCCGCGAAUGCAGUUGGCUCGCUCAGCGACCAAUCAGGGACGCGGCUGAACCGCGUCCGUGCGGUUACGCGGCCACGCCAGCUGCCACGCCGCCGCGAGUCGGCGCGUCACGGACGUGGCCCAGCAAUUGAAAUGCGGCUCGCCGCCGGCCGCCAGUUGCCCGUCGACUUGUGCCCCGUGCGGUCUUCUCCACGUGCUUUUUUUUUCUCUCUCUCUCUACCUCUUCUCACCCCCUCCGAUUCCUUUGCUCGUGUUUGGAAACGCGUACACACGCGUUCCCUCGUCACGGCGACGAAAAGGUGAACGGGGGAAGGGGUCGAAUCCGCGUUUUAAAUACUUGUGGUUCGAGUGCCGUUUCUGUUCCGUUUUCGUGAUUCUGGAAACUUUUGGAGUAUAUUGGGUUUUAGGGCGAAUGGAAGAUCUUGGUUGGAACGAAACUGUGAUUCGGAGUGAGGAAGUGGAGGUUUUUGGAGAGGAAGAUCUUUUGGAGGGAAGGUGAACGUUUGUGGAGGAGGAGAGGAGUAAGAUUGGAGAACUUGGAUUUUGUGAUUUAACGGAAAGUUUUCUUUGAGAUACUAAAAGGUGAAAUUGAAAUUUUACAAAGUGAUGAAAUUGGGACUUCGUGUUCGAGGAACUGGAAUCAAUUAUAUAACUGCUGUCUUUGAAAGGAAGAAUACGAGAAUUUAGUCUGAAUUGAUAUAUAGAAUUGUUAAAUUUCUGUGCUAUUUGAAGAUUUUUAAACUAAGUAAUCAAGAAAAGUUAAAUAUAUAUGAUGAUCAAUUUAAAAUAUUCUAUGAACUUGAAUGUCAUGGUAUUCGUAACCAGUAAGUUCAGUGUAUCAAAAAAUAUACAUUUACAUGAAUUUUAAAAUCGAUAUCUGGUAAGAAAAUUAAAAUAAUACAUAUAUUAUAGUGCAAACGAGAAGAUAUAUUUGUUAGGAAUAAGUAAUUUCACAGUAAUGAAAAUAUUUUCACGAUGGACUUAUUGAUGCACGUAUAAAAAGCUUUUAAUGUACGCAUGAUUAUAGAACUGGCUGUUACAAAAUAACGGUACACUGUGUUAUUUAAAUAAUUCAAUUUUAAUGAAAUUUUUGCACCGAGAAGCCUCGUUAGAAUUCAUUAAUUCACUUUUAAUGGAGCAAUAAAUAUUCAUAUCGAAUUUUAUAAUCAUAAAACCACUUCAAACCGAUUCUAUAUCAUUAUUAAAAUAUAAUUGGAUAUUAACUAUUAAGAAACAAUUGUAUAGAAUAUCGAACAAAUCUGAAAAAAAUAUUACUUGCUAUCAUCUGAUAUUACGUAAUUCAGAAGAUUCAGAACAUAUCGGAGGAAGGAAUUGUAACAAUCGUCGAAUCAUGAAACGAUAGAUCGUUUAUUGUCGCGAAAUUUCGAAAAAGAGAGAGAAAGAGAGAGAGAGAGAGAGAGAGAGAGAGAUGGAUUCCAACGUAGAGGAAACGGAAUUGGAUGUCGGAUCAGCGACCGACGAACUCGAAUCUUCGAUCGGAGAAUCGAAAUUGCAACGGCGACCAACGCCGAAACCUUUCACGAUCGAGAGUUUGAUCGGUAAUUGCGGCACACAGAAGGGAAGCUGCGAUUCAGGGAAUCAAGGAGAGAGAAUAAACGAAAACGAAGAAGAUUCUGAUCGAGAUAGGGAAUAUCUUUAUCAGAGACACUAUUUGGCGACCGCGGCUGCCAGUGCACUUCCUCCUGGUUUCGGAGUGCCGCUCGGUUUGUACGGUGCAUGGCUACCGAUGCGGAUGUACGGCAGCGGCGGGACUUCCGGUGUCCCAAUGUUACCAGCGCAUACCUCCGCCAGUUAUCCGUCUCAUCAGGAUCUUUAUCAGAAUCGGUUGUCGCAACAUCUCGGUCCAGGGACGAAUCACCUUCAAGGCGCGGCUUAUCCGACCUCUUGUCACCGUGGUUCAAAUCAUCGUGGCUCGACCAGUUUCACAGACAGCGAGGACGAUGGUAGUAUCGAUUCACCGGCAUCACCUGCUCACGAUCUUUCUAAAUCGAGACACGGUUCAGAGAAUGGUCGCGCCUCAGCGGACAGCGAGGACGAAGGUGGAGGACUAAGCGUGACCGGGGAGGGCCACGAUGCGACCGACACGAUGUCCAGCAACGCGUCGAGCAACGUGAGCCCCGGUGGAUCCCUGGAAAAUGGGCAAGGCACGUCCACAAGCGGAUCCAGCAGCAACAAGGCCAGGCGAAGGCGAACAGCCUUCACCUCUGAACAAUUAUUGGAAUUGGAACGAGAAUUCCACGCGAAGAAAUACCUCAGCCUCACCGAGAGAUCUCACAUCGCCCACGCGUUGAAAUUGUCUGAGGUCCAGGUGAAAAUCUGGUUUCAAAAUCGGAGAGCCAAGUGGAAAAGAGUGAAGGCAGGGUUGAGCGGCGGUGGUGUCGGAUCCGGGGCGAACAGCCUGGCGACACCUGGUGCCUCGAACAGGCAUAACGGUGCUGCCGGCCAACAUUCUGGGAAUGGUACCAGGAUCGUCGUUCCGAUUCCUGUUCACGUUAGCAGACUGGCGGUCAGAUCUCACCACCAUCACUUGGAGAAGUGUGCCAGGCCACCGAGGGUCAGGCCAACCGCCGAGAAUCCCAGUUCCAGCGCAUCCUCGUCCGUUCUAGGAGAUGCUCUCGGAUUGGUCAAUUCGUCCAUUAAUCUGAGUGGCCAGGUCCAGAGUCCUUUAAGCAGCGGAGUUGGAAUCGGUGUCGGUGUUGGACUGAGAGCUUUCACCGUUCCCUCUCAUCGCGGUGGACUUAGCUCUUCCGGCAGGUAGUGAAAGCUAAGAAGUGAAUUGUGUUGAUAUUAAUUGGAGAUGAGAAUCGCGUAAGAUUUUUUUUUUUGGUUAUUUAACGAGGAGGGAUGUCGGAAAGAUUGACAGGAACGUUGAUUUGAAAUGAAUGAGUGAAGAUUGUCGAUGAAUCACCAGUUGUAUAGUGAUCUGGAUAUUACUCUGAGAGGAUGAAUCACGAGGAAGAAUAUCUUUGAACGAUGGAAAAGUAAAAAGAGAGAAUCGUGCAAGUGAUUUAUUAUGCUGACUCGAAUAACGAAAUUCUUGGGAAUCUGUGAUGCCUUCGAUUUCAACGGUAUUAUCUCUUCCAUCGUUCGAUUCUUUCUACCUCCUCGUGAUCCAUCGAAAUUAUUCCAAAAUCGUCCAAUAUUUUCUACCACGAUCGAGAUCAAUUUGUAAAUAAGUGUAACCCACCCUUGAUGAAAAAUGAUUGUGUAAAUAGCUUUCGCACACAACGUACUAUCUGGACGCUAUAUUCUCCCGAACAGGGGUCGUAGGUUGUACUUGUAAGAUAAUUUCCUUAUACGUUUAAGCGAGUUUUUGCUCCAAAACUAGUGGUGGCACGAUGAAUCGAUCGAGCGUGCAGCUGUAUCACGUGGAGCGGAAGAACGGCGAAAGUGUAUAUCGAGAAGGCAAUAAAAAACGUGCGAAUAUCAUGUGAAAUAUCGUGUUCCUGUGAAUGCAUACCAUAUCAUUGAUCCCCAGCUUUAUGGCGUCAACGAUAUUAUAAUAAGUAUCUUCAAAGACGCUUGUAAUAUGAUGACUUUUCGAAAGUUAUAUAUAUAAAUUCCUUAAAAUUCUUUAAAAAUUAUUAACGACUCGUUCUGCUAAUAAAAUAACACCUUGUAUUUCAAUUGAAAUUCAACGAAAAACUCAAGAACUUUCUCGAUCCAAUUUUUCUAAUACAAUAGAAAACAAAACUUCGUUCACAACAUAUUGCUCAGACAUGUUUGAUAAAUAUCUUCUUUCUUGCAAGAAGAAAGAAGAAAGAAAAUCACUUUUAUUCGUGAACGAAGAAUCGACGAGGAAAGAAGCUACAUCUGCCAAAUUCUUCAAGAAAUUCUUUUCAACCUUGGGGCAAAUUAGCUGGCACAAUGCGCCAAUGCAUAUCGACGAGCGGUUAGGUUGCACGGCUGAAAGUGGCAUAUGGGGUCACGCCUACGAGGCGUUCAAGGGAGGUGUGCAUGGGGCCAGAUUUUUUCCAUGCUCUCUCCACGAAGCACGCGCCGUAGUCUGCGAAAAUACCUACCCCGCCUGUGGUGUGCAGCCUGCAAUUUUCCACGUCAAGGUGGAUCCCAUGGGAGACACCGAUCUCGUUUGGGAGCCGACAAAAGGGAACCCCUUCGAGAAAUCUGACUCGACGUAAUUGUCAAAACAACUCGAAAAUCGAUUACGGUUAGCGAUUGGGGUAA
Apis florea (little honeybee) is the source of this 4316-nucleotide messenger RNA. RefSeq names its product homeobox protein unplugged (gene unpg). The record is from RefSeq and is a predicted model, not a curated record. Gene Ontology annotation, biological process: regulation of transcription by RNA polymerase II; regulation of nervous system development. Gene Ontology annotation, cellular component: nucleus. Gene Ontology annotation, molecular function: RNA polymerase II transcription regulatory region sequence-specific DNA binding; DNA-binding transcription factor activity, RNA polymerase II-specific. NCBI's taxonomy places the organism in Eukaryota, Metazoa, Arthropoda, Insecta, Hymenoptera, Apidae.